AUGACAAACAUUGUGACGUGCUUAAUCCGCUUUAACGAGAAUAUACGUGUGAUUGACCACGCGAGGAUAGGACUACUUUUCGUGCUCGGUCCUUGGAAGUCGGUAACGCGAUUACGCGAGAUCACGGUGCGAUCCAAUCUCGACGAUGGGAUUAAGGCUUUUCCAGCGGAGACAUUUCUACCAAAAGUGCAAAUGGAAUAUACUGUUGGAUCAAAGAUUCUGCCGCGUAAUGUUGAAAUGGAAAGAAGGCGAAGGGUGUAUAAAAAUCUCAAAAUAGAAGAUGCUUUAGAAGCGGAAGGUGUUAAAUCGCAUGACAUGUUGCCGCCUGAGAAAAUUCGUGCGUUACUUUCCUACGAUAAGAAAUACGAUUUGUACUCCAAAGCAAAUUACUUACCAUUGGAAUUAUUUGACGAUGAAGAAUAUGAUUGUAGAACGACAGAUGAAUGGAUAAAUCUAGGCAUUAUCGAUGGUGUUCGUUACCCGUUACCAGCCUCAGUAUUUGUUGAGAAAAUUGUACACAAAGAACGAAUAUUCGAUCGUGAUAAUAGAAUACUAAGUAAUUUGUAUAAUUGGGUCCCUGCUGCCAUUACGGAUUACGAUAAUGAGCGGAAACUCUGGACUGUUCUCACUUUGGACGCUCUCAAGCGAAAAUUCCUUCUACCUAGAAUAUACAUUCGAUUCUUAGGAGAGAAUCCCAGACAAUUUGCUCAAAGGAUAGCUAAUGCCAUCAAACAAAGACAAAUUGCUGAAAGUAGUAUUAGAUAUCACUUUUAUUUGGAUUGUAUGCUAAUAGAUGGUAUGCCAACACUCGAUGAAAAACAACAAGAUUUUAUAAUCCUAUCAGCUACACGACAAGGUUCCAUGAAAUACGAAUCGAAAUAUCUUUCCAGCUUAAUAGACGAAAUUAUUUUGGAAUAUCGUCGCGUUAUGUGCGACCUUACGUGGAGACCUCUCAUAGAGAAACAACCGGGAAUGUUUAAUUUUAUUAUGUGGAGAGAAAUCAAUGACAUUUGCGAAUUUGCUUCAUCGAAGAUUUACACAGAAAUGGAAGAUUUUACAAAAACGAAAAAUUUUGUGCAUUGGGUAAUACUAUACGUUGUGCCGGAAGUACAUGAAGCUAUGCAGUGCGUAGCCACCGAAUGUAUUCACGUGUUGAAUCUGUGUCUUUUUAUCCCGAAUUAUGGAAAAUCUAUAUAUCUAUCAGAAUUUGAAUCGCAACAGAAUCAAGAAACUGCCACAGUGAUAAAGUAUUUAAAAGAAACGUGGGUGGAAAAGAUUGUUCAGUCUGUCAGAUUAUGUUUAAGGGAUAUCGGAAAAGGAUGGUUUGAUCUUAAACAACGAAGGCACGAUGUAUACAAUGUAAUGAAAUUGAAACGAUUUAUGGAUCUUAUUGCAUAUCGAAUGCAGAAUGCGCUUCGGAAUUUGGUAGAGAAAUCAAUUGCUCUGUAUUUAGAAAUGUUGGAAACUCCAGCGCUUUGUGCAUUAAAUAUUGACGAAAAUUUUACAUGGGGAGAUGAUCUCGUAAACACGCAAUUUAAACCUCCAGUGAAUCCUGUUUUCAAUAUUGAUCUCAUGAUGAAUGAUAAAACUGCUUAUUAUUUAACGGAUCUUGAAUCAUUUGAGGAUCGUAUCGUAGUUCUGCUUGACAAUUCUCUGAGCCAAUGUCAUCAAAUUAAGCAAGUUCACCCUUUCUUGCUAUCCUUCCUAAAGUUUCCCAAAGAUUUGUAUCUUAGUUCAGUCGGCUUACUGGAGAAACAAGUUUGCGAAGUUCGUGAUCGUUUGAGAGCCGCUUAUCGGAAGACCGUAAUAUCCCUCAAGGCGUACGCGAACGAAUACCAGCAGUAUUUAGGAAUUUACAAAUUGAACAUUGAAGAAUAUGUAGAAGAUUUCAAAAAAGUGGAUCAUACCGCUGCGGAAAUCAAAGAUGAAAUAUCCUUUCACUUCAAGAUGAAAUCGAUUCUCGAAUUGACAUUGCCGAAGGACAUUGUCAUAGGACCCUUCCGCGUGAAUGUCCGACCUCUUAAACAAUUCUUGAUACAAAAACGACAGAACUGUUGCACACAAUUGCUCGUUAUGUUCACUGAGAGUCUAAGGACGCAAAUCGAUAUCGUUUUAUCCGAUUAUAUGCAGAUUAGAACGAGGCUAAAGGCAGUACCACGCAAUAUUAAGCACUUAUUCGAGGAACAAGAUUGGAUGGAAACCAUACCAUUAACGGUGAGAGCUCUGGAUAAAAUUGUACAGAAGCUGAAACACGAAUAUGAUAUUCUCGAUCACUUCUGGUGGAAUCUGUCAGAUCAAGACUUCGAAGCUAAAUGGCAAGCUAUUAGUUUUCCUCGGCAAAUACUGUUAUAUAUAGAAGAGACUAGAAAACGUUUCGCGAAUGAAUAUGAAAAAUUUUAUAAGGCGCAGAUACAGGACGAAAUCCUGCUGUCAGAGAAAAUCAACACACUCGUGGGAAAUGUUUCAAAUGUAGCACUGCAAACGGAUAUCAACAGAAUACUUGAAAUAGCCGUAGAAGUAAAGAGAAUCUGGAAAAUGAUAAAUGAUUGCCAAGAAUCGAGUUUAUUAUUAAACGAGCGACAGAAAUUGUUUGGCAUGAACGUCGUGCCGUUCGAACAAUUAAACAAAUUGAUGAGGGAAUUUGAACCGUAUCAGAUUUUAUGGAUAACUGCAUCCGAUUGGUUAAAAUGGCAAGAAGUGUGGAUGGAGAAUCCUCUAAUAAACAUUGAUGCUAAUCAAAUUGAAAGCAUAGUUGCUGAUAUGCACAAAGCUAUGUCGCGUUGUGUGAAAAUAUUUCAAGAGAAUCCAAAAAUAGUUGCUAUAGUGCUCACUAUAAGAGAUCAAAUUGAAGCAUUUAAGCCUUGCAUCGGUAUAAUACAGGCUUUGCGAGAUCCAGGAAUGAAAGCUCGACAUUUUGAAGAACUUUCUAAACAAACUGGCAUACAAAUGGAACUUACACCAACUUUAACUUUUAAGAGCUUACUCUUCCUCGGUGCGAUGAAAUAUGAAGAUACUGUGAAAACCGUCGCAGAAGCUGCAGCAAAGGAAUAUUUGAUAGAAGAUGAACUGGAUAAAAUGAUGACUAAAUGGAAAACAAUCACAAUGGACAUUCUCUCUUAUAAAAAUACUGGUACAUAUAUAAUGAAGAUUUCCGAUGAGAUUAUCUCUCAUUUGGACGAUGAUAUGCUUAAUACUCAGCAUCUUAGUUUUAGUCCUUUCAAAGCUGCCUUUGAGAACCAAAUCAAUGAAUGGGAAGCUAAAUUGAAAUUAAUUCAGGAAGUGAUCACGCUGUGGACAGAAGUACAAAAGCAAUGGAUGUAUUUAGAGCCGAUAUUUUCGUCAGAAGAUAUAAAUCGGCAAUUACCCGUAGAAACGAAAAAAUUCAAUACAAUGGAGCGCAACUGGAGACGAAUUAUGAAAAAUGCAUACGACUGCUCAUAUAUAAUUAUUACCUGCGCUGACAAGAUUUUAUUGGAGAGUCUGAAGGAAUGCUUGUUGAUUCUUGAAAUCGUCCAGAAGGGUCUAUCAGAUUAUCUAGAGACAAAGCGAAUGAUCUUCCCACGCUUCUUCUUCUUAAGCGAUGAUGAACUCUUAGAGAUAAUUAUUCAAUCUAAGAACGUCCAGGCGAUACAGCCAUAUCAAAAAUGUUUCGAAAAUAUAAGCAAAUUGAGAUUUGAGCACGAUCUCAGGGUAACAAAAAUGUAUUCCGCCGAAUACGAAGAGGUCGCGUUACAACCAUCGAUUUAUCCCGAGGGAAAUGUAGAAAAUUGGUUGGGAGAGGUCGAGGACACAAUGCGUAAUACUCUGCGAAAACUCAUCGCCGAAGCCCUUGAAACAGUAGAAACGACAUCGCGAGAACAAUGGAUGUACAUGUGGCCGGGUCAGGUAGUUCUUUGUGGAAGUCAAACGUAUUGGACUGCCCAUGUAGAAGAGGGCAUUAGAAGUAAUACUCUGCCGGAUUAUCAUAAUCUGAUGUUGUUACACCUGGAGAUGUUACUGAUAUUAAUACGCGGUUCGCAAACCGAGAUUCAACGAUUGAUGCUGGAAGCUGUGAUCACAAUUGAGAUUCACGCCAAAGAUGUUUUGUAUAAAUUGAUUCAACAAAAGAUAACUAAUGUCAAUGAUUUUGAAUGGAUCUCUCAAUUAAGAUAUUACUGGGUUGAUAAUAAGGAUUUAAAGAUUCGCGCAAUUAAUGCUGAAUUUCCAUACGAAUAUGAAUAUUUAGGUAACAAUGGUAGACUAGUAAUUACACCGUUGACCGAUCGUUGCUGUCUUACUUUUACCAGUGCGUUGCAUCUGAAAUUCGGCGGUGCACCGACUGGUCCAGCAGGAACUGGUAAAACGGAAACUACGAAAGACCUCGCGAAAGCAUUCGCGAUUCAAUGCGUGGUUUUUAAUUGCUCUGAUCAGCUUAACUUUAAAUCUAUGGGCAAAUUCUUCAAAGGCCUCGCCAGCGCUGGUGCAUGGGCCUGUUUCGAUGAAUUCAAUCGAAUCGAUAUCGAGGUUUUGUCCGUCGUAGCGCAACAAAUUAUGACUAUUCAACAGGCGCAACACGAACGAGCGAGCGUAUUUAUUUUUGAAGGGUAUGAACUCACCUUAAAGCCGUCCUGCGCUGUGUUUAUUACUAUGAAUCCUGGCUAUGCAGGUCAAACAGAAUUACCUGAUAAUUUAAAGGCACUUUUCCGGCCGGUGGCUAUGAUGGUGCCAAAUUAUGCUCUUAUUGCUGAAAUAUCUUUGUUCUCGUACGGCUUUAUGGAUGCGAAAAACCUUGCCAGAAAGAUCACGACAACUUUUAAACUAAGCUCGGAGCAACUAAGCACACAAGAUCAUUACGACUUCGGCAUGCGCGCAGUGAAGACUGUUAUUGUAGUUGCUGGCAAUUUGAAAAAAGAGCAGAAAGAUCUUGAAGAGAACCAAAUCUGCUUCCGGGCUUUGAGAAAUGUAAAUGUUCCCAAGUUCUUGAAGGACGAUUUAAAGUUGUUUAAUGGUAUUGUGUCGGACCUCUUUCCUGGGCUCAUUGAGAAACCAGUGGAUUAUGGAAUCCUAGAAGCAGGCAUUCGUAAAUCUAUCAGACAAAUGGAUUUAGAAGACGUCAAUGACUUCGUGAGGAAGGUAAUUCAACUGUAUGAAACUACGUUGGUGCACAGCGGAUUAAUGUUGGUCGGUCCAACCGGCUCCGGGAAGACCAAGUGUUACAAAGUCUUGAAACAUGCGUGUACAAAUCUAAAAGGUCAAUCACAACCAAGUGGCAAGCCAUUCACUGCAGUUAUUUCAUAUGUAUUGAAUCCAAAAGCUAUAUCAAUGGGUCAAUUGUAUGGCGAAUACGACCCGGGCACACACAAAUGGAUAGACGGAAUAUUGCCAACUUUAAUACGAGCAGAUAUAAUAGCAGCUGAUCAUGAUAAACGUUGGUACAUUUUUGAUGGACCGGUCGAUGCAGCUUGGAUAGAGAAUAUGAACACUGUUCUGGAUGAUAACAAAAAGCUUUGUCUUACAUCAGGAGAGAUAAUAAAGUUAUUGCCAACUCAAACCAUGAUAUUCGAAGUAUCAGAUCUUCGAGUAGCUUCUCCGGCUACAAUUUCUAGAUGUGGUAUGGUAUAUAUAGAAUCAAAAAAUGUAGGUUUGCAACCUUUAAUCGAUUGCUGGAUACGAUCGCUACCAAAGGUAAAUCAUAUGAGCGAUUAUAUCGAAGAAAUAACGGAUUUAACAGCUCAACUAGUGCUUCCUGGUCUAAAAAUUAUACGAGAAAAUUUACGAGAAAUCGUGAAUACGGUAGAUUUCGCCAUUGUUCAAUCUUAUAUAAAUUUAAUGAACUUCAGAAUUCGACCGAUGGCUGACCGUGAAGGAAAAGCAUUACCAACGGAUUUGCUGUCACCAUGGGCAGCUUUCGCUAUUGUUUGGGGAUUAGGUGCUACUUGCGAUUAUAAAAGUCGACGUAUAUUUAGUGACUGGCUGAGAAAAGUGCAAAAGGAUGCCCAACAUAAAACACCGUUUCCAGAAGAUGGUCUUGUGUUUGAUUAUAGAUUGCACGAUGGCGGAUUCACCGAUCCUAUCGAAGGUCAAGAACCAAUUCCAUCAAAGUGGUACAAGUGGUUGGACGGAAUUCCACUCAUCAGAAUAAUGCCAGAAACAAAAUAUACCGAUAUCGAAGUGCCAACUGCAGACAACGUGCGAAACGCUGCAUUAAUUGAAUAUCUUCUCAUUAAUGAGACAAAUAUACUUUGCGUGGGUCCAACCGGAAGCGGCAAAACCCUGACGGUGUCGACGAAACUAUCGCGUAACAUGCCGAAGAAAUAUAUUUGCGACUUCAUGACGUUCUCGGCGCGAAUUACGGCGAAUCAGACUCAAGAUUUAAUUGACGCGAAAUUAGACAAGAGACGUAAAGGUAUUUACGGGCCGCCGAUCCUGAAAAAGCAAAUUUUUUUUAUCGACGAUUUCAACAUGCCGACGUUGGAUGCGUUUGGCGCUCAACCACCGAUUGAAUUAAUCCGACAGUUUAUGGAUUUAAACGGAUGGUACGACAGAAAAGAAAUUGGAUCCUUUAGGCUGAUCGAGGACGUAAAUUUUGUCGCUGCUAUGGGACUUCUCGAAGGUGAAAGAAACCUAAUAACUGCCAGACUUCUACGACAUUUCCAUAUUAUUGCAUUUCUAGAAAUGGAGGACGACAUCAAAUCGCAUAUCUUCAAAACCAUUUUUAAUUCGUGGCUGUCAAAUACACCAGAACUUGGAAAUAUGCUGGACGAUAUAGUGAACGCUACUUUAAAAAUUUUUACAAUUACAUGCAGCGAAAUGUUGCCGACUCCUAAUAAAUCCCACUAUACUUUCAAUCUCCGCGAUUUGAGUAAGGUAUUCCAAGGUGUACUUAUGGCGGACGCAAGAAAAAUGCUAACUCGAGAAAAAUUAUUGUUACUUUGGUAUCAUGAAAAUAUUCGAGUCUUCAGUGAUCGAUUAAUUGAUGACGAAGAUAAAAAAUGGUUUGAUAAAUUCUUGCGAGAAAUAUUAAACAAAAAUUUCCAUUGUGACAUCGAUAAUUUUAUUGGGAAGAAACUAUUAUUUUAUGGUGACUUUUGUGGCCCAGCGAAAGAGUAUGAACAGAUAACAGAUAUGAAAAAAGUAAUUAAUUUCAUUUAUAAUGGAAAAAUUUUACUUGAUUUUUUGGACGAUUAUAAUAACUCAACGACAUCGCCGAUGCAAUUAGUACUAUUUGAAGAUGCAAUGAAUCACAUUUGUAGAAUCAUGCGGAUUCUUCGACAACCUAGAGGAAACGUCUUAUUAUUAGGAAUGGGUGGUUCAGGACGUCAAAGUCUGACGAAGCUUGCAUCGCACAUUCAAGAGUAUAACUGUUUCCAGAUUGGAAUUAGCAAAGUAUAUACGACCUAUGACUGGCAAAAUGAUAUCAAAAACGUAAUGCUAAAAGCAGGAUUACGGAAUCAGUCUAUCGUCUUUCUGUUUUCUGACACGCAGAUAAAGAAUAAUUCCAUGCUGGAGGACCUGAACAACAUUUUAAAUAGUGGUGAUAUUCCGAACAUAUACCAAGCUGAUGAAGUAGACAAAAAUUAUCAAGCAAUGCGAGCGCUAGUACAAGAGAUUAGCCUACCAAUCAACAAGAGUAAUCUUUUUUCCACUUAUCUGAAGAGAGUCAGAAAUAAUUUGCAUAUUGUCAUCACAAUGAGCCCGAUUGGAGAUAUAUUUCGCGCUCGCAUCAGACAAUUCCCAGCACUAGUAAAUUACUGUACGAUUGAUUGGUUUUGCCCCUGGCCGGAUACCGCACUUCAGAGCGUAGCAACGCAUUUUUUGUUGAAUAUCAAAGACGAAUCGAUCACAGAUGAAACUUUGCGAUCUAUUGUAAGGAUAUGUCAAUGUAUGCAUACCAGCGUGAUCGACGCCAGUGAUCGAUUCUUGAAAGAACUGGAUCGUCAUAAUUACGUCACUCCUACAUCGUAUUUGGAAUUAUUGUCCAGUUAUAGUAAUCUCUUAAAAAAGAAGAAAAACGAAUUAAAUUCUUCGAUGACUCAUUUGUCUACCGGAUUAAAUAAACUGACGAACACAGAAGCAGAAGUUAAAGAUAUGCAGGAGCUAUUAAAACGUAUGAAGCCUGGGAUAGAAAAAGCAACGAAAGCUACAGUAGAAACGAUACAAAAAAUUACCCAAGACACGAUUGAAGCGGAAAAUGCCAAACUAAUAGCGAUGCAACAAGAAGCGGUAGCAUCCAAAAUGAAGGCAGAGAAUAAAACGAUUAGAGAUGAAGCGGAAGCUGAUUUGAAUGAAAUAAAACCAAUGCUCGAAGCUGCCGAGGCUAGCUUGAAAGCAUUAAAUAAGAACGAUAUUGUGGAAGUAAAAGCGAUGAAGAGGCCACCAGUAGGAGUGCUUUUAGUGAUUGAAGCAAUGUGCAUUGUAAACAAUGUAAAACCACAUAAGCUCCCUGGAAAACUACCCGGCGAAAAAAUAUUAGAUUACUGGACUCCUGGAAGUCAGAUGUUAGCAGAUCCCAUUCAUUUUUUGUACACAAUGGAGCAUUUUAAGAAAGAAGAUAUUACGGAAGAAAUGAUCAACAAACUCAAGGAUUAUAUAGAAAAUCCCAAUUUCGAACCAGCCAAGGUGCUUGAAGUUUCGAAAGCUUGUCACUCUUUGUGCUUGUGGGUCCACGCGAUGUACAACUAUUACUUCGUAAAUAAGAGAGUAACACCCAAAAUGAUAGCUUUGGCGAAAGCUGAAGAGAUCUUGGUUGAAACUGAAAAAACUGUUGCAACCGCUAUGAACAGACUGCGGGAUAUAAAAGAAGGUAUCGACAAACUGCAAGAUCAAUUGCGGGAAAAAGAAGAGAAGAAGGCUGACUUAAGACAGAAACAGCUAUGUGAGGAACGAAUGGCUCGAGCUGUAAGACUGAUCGUUGGUUUGUCAGAUGAACAGAAGCGAUGGAUCAUCAUGGUAGACGAUAUAAAAGCAUCCUUAAAGAAUGCUAUUGGUGAUAUCCUUCUAUCGUCAGGCGCGAUAGCGUAUUUGACGCCAUUCACGGAUACCUAUCGUCAGGAACUACUAGCGAUUUGGUACAACGCUCUAGGCGAUGAUGUGCCUUAUACUCCUGGCAGCAAACCAGUAUUGAUACUCGGCAAUCAGAUGGAGAUAAGAAAUUGGCACAUUGAUGGUUUACCAAGGGAUGCUAUGUCCGUCGAGAACGCAGUUCUCGUAAUGCAUUCAAAUCGAUGGCCCCUCUUCAUUGACCCUCAAUCACAGGCGAAUAAAUGGAUACGCAAUAUGUACAAGCGAAUCGGACUUGCAGUGGUAAAAAUAACAGAUAAGAACCUUUUACGCAUCAUUAAAAUUUGUGUACAAGUCGGGAGACCCUGUUUAAUCGAAAACGUUGGUACCGAAUUGGAGGCUGCCUUAGAUCCGAUUCUUACGCGUUCAUUAUUCAAGCAUGCCGGACAAUCGAGUAUCAAAAUCGGGGAGAAUAUUGUACCUUACAACUUCGAUUUUCGUCUUUUUUUAACUACAAAAUUAUCAAAUCCGCAUUACACUCCAGAAAUAGCGGUAAAAGUGCUAAUAGUCAACUUUGCACUUACUGUUAGUGGUCUUGUCGACCAGAUGCUCUCUUUAGUUACGAUACAAGAACGUCCUGAUCUCGAACAAGAAAGAAACACACUUAUUGUAUCAAGUGCUGAAAUGAAACGAGAUCUAAAGGCAAUCGAGCAUAGAAUUCUGGACAAACUCGCGAUAUCCGAAGAAUCGAUAGUUGAUGACAUUGAUCUGAUUCUUACCUUGGAAGCUUCUAAAGCUAAGAGCGAAGAAAUCAAGAUAAAGAUGGAGUCUGCCGAACUUACGCAAACAAAUAUCGAUUUAAUAAGAUCAUUAUACAUGCCAGUAGCAAAUCGGGCACAAAUACUGUUUUUUUGUAUCGUUGAUCUACAACGUAUCGAUAUUAUGUAUCAAUAUUCUUUAGAGUGGUUUAUUAUUAUAUUUAACAAUAGCAUAUCAAAUACUGAAAAAAGUAAAGAUAUCGAUAAACGAAUUGCAGACAUCAACGAGAACUUUACCUUUGCACUUUUCUCAAAUGUAUGUCGCAGUUUAUUUGAAAGACACAAACUGCAUCUCGGCUUUCUCAUCUGCGCACGUAUUCUUUUGGACGACAAAAGAAUUGAUUCAAAAGCGUGGCGACAUUUUCUUAUUACAACCUCUCCAAUACAGGACUUGCCAAAUCCCGCACCAGAAUGGAUUACUCCAAGAUGCUGGAAAGAGAUUCAAACUCUAGAGAGGCUUCCAAAGUUUGAUAAAUUUGUCACAUCUUUCCAGUUAUUGUUAAUCCAAUUUAAAACCAUAUUCGAUACUCAGGAAGCUCAUUUAGCACCGUUUCCUGAACCAUGGAAGACAAAGCUUGACGAUUUCGAGAAAUUAUUGAUACUUAAGUGUCUGCGACCUGACAAGCUGAUCAAUGCUAUGCAACUCUAUCUGACAAAGUAUUUAGGUCGACAAUUUGUCGAACCGCAAACAACAGAAUUAUCAAUGAUUUAUAAAGAGUCAUUCAAUGUCACGCCAAUUGUCUUUAUCUUAUCGCCUGGUACUGAUCCAGCUAAAGAGUUAUAUAAGUUUGCCGACAAGCUAAAAAUGGACAGAAAAUUAUAUUCGAUAUCUCUUGGCCAGGGUCAAGGACCCAGAGCAAAAGCCAUGUUGAAACAAUCAACGGAGAUGGGCACUUGGAUCUUCUUUCAAAAUUGUCAUUUGGCACCAACUUGGAUGCCGCAACUCGAAUAUCUCGUCGAAACAUUAUUACAAAAAAAUAUUCAUCGAGAUUUUCGAUUGUGGUUAACAUCCGCACCUUCUCCCAAUUUUCCCGUCAGUAUUCUUCAAAACAGCAACAAAAUGACAAUAGAACCACCGCGAGGUAUAAAGGCUAAUAUGCUUCGUGCAUAUCUGACACAAGUGACAGAACUUCUGCAACCUAAUCAUCCAAAAGCUCCGCCAUUCAAGUGGCUUAUAUUCUCUCUUUGCAUGUUUCAUUCCAUAUUACUUGAAAGACGAAAAUUCGGUCCCCUUGGUUUCAAUAUAUCCUACGAAUUUACUAACGGAGAUUUAGCUAUAUGCUUGUCACAACUACACAUGUUUCUUAUGGAAUAUGAUAUUUUGCCAUUUAAGGUUCUCGUAUAUACUGCCGGACAUAUUAAUUAUGGUGGAAGAAUAACAGACGACUGGGAUCGCCGAUAUGUUCUAACACUUCUCGAAAAUUAUUAUAAUACCAAUGUUGUUUCUCCACAUUAUCAAUUUGAUGAACAAAACAUUUACCAUCAGCUACCAGCUGCAGCGUCAUUCAACGAUUAUCUAGAGUAUAUAAAGGGUCUUCCUUUAAAUGACGAUCCGUCACUUUUUGGCAUGCAUUCAAACGCCGAUAUAACAUGCGCUCAAGCAGAAACGUAUACCUGCCUCGCAACUUUGUUAAGUAUGCAGCCCAGAGAAGUUGGUAUUGCAGCUGCAAAUAUCGAGGAAGUAACAGUCGAAUUAAUUAAUGAUAUGUUAGCCACAAUACCCGAACUAUUUGAUUUAAUCGCAAUGGAAGCGAAAUAUCCUAUAUCGUACAAAGAGUCUUUUAAUACUGUGUUACUACAAGAAGCCAAACGAUACAACGAUUUACUCGAAAUGGUGCAAUCAACGUCACAAAAUCUUUUGAAAGCUUUAAAAGGUUUAAUUGUUAUGUCAGAGGAGCUUGAAAUAAUGGCUACUAGUCUUUUUAAUAAUAAAAUACCGACAAAUUGGCAAAACAAGAGUUAUCCUUCUCUAAAAUCUUUAGCCGCAUGGUUCCUAGAUUUAAAAGACAGGAUUAAAUUUAUAAAAGACUGGGAAAAUCACGGUAUACCGCCUACAUUUUGGAUAUCAGGUUUUUACUUUCCUCAAGCCUUUCUAACUGGCACGUUGCAAAACUUUGCACGCAAACAUAUAGUGUCUAUUGACACAAUCGAUUUUAGCUACAAGGUUUUAAUUUCCAAACCAACACAAAGACCAUCGGAUGGUUGUAUUAUUUAUGGUCUUUUUCUGGAAGGUUGUCGAUGGAACGGAAAUAAUCUCGUAGAGUCUUUACCAAAAGAAUUAUUUACUGAUAUGUCGCCAAUUCUUCUAUUGCCGGAAAUUAAUCACGUAAUUCCAUCUCGUGGAAUUUAUAUAUGUCCUGUAUAUAAAACUAUUGAGCGCUCUGGAACUUUGACAACAAUGGGACAUUCCACAAAUUUUAUUCUAGCAAUGGAAAUUCCUACUGACAAACCACAAUCGCACUGGAUAAAGAGAGGAGUGGCAUUGAUAUGUGCUCUAGACUAUUAG
Nylanderia fulva is the source of this 12303-nucleotide messenger RNA. The record is from RefSeq and is a predicted model, not a curated record. Lineage: Eukaryota; Metazoa; Arthropoda; Insecta; Hymenoptera; Formicidae.